Messenger RNA from Phalacrocorax carbo (great cormorant), 1472 nucleotides. Lineage: Eukaryota; Metazoa; Chordata; Aves; Suliformes; Phalacrocoracidae. The record is from RefSeq and is a predicted model, not a curated record.
CAGCGGCCCCGCCCCCGCUGCGCUACGUGGCGCCGGUUUGAAUUGCGGCGGACGGCGCUGUCUCCCGUGGGGUGGAUGGCGUUGCUGCGGCCCUUUGACAAGCUUCCGGCGCUUAACUCCGCUGUCUUACUGCUGGUGGGGUCGGAUGAAGACCUCCAGCAGAAGCUGGCGGCGGCGCUGCUCCGGGAGAAGAAGAACUUCAGGAUCAGUAUUCACAUUGCUACAUCCCUCCCCUUACCUUCAGAGAGGGGUCACCUUCGGCCCAGGAUAGAUCUGAUUGUGUUUAUGAUUGACAUCAAGAACAAAUACAGCUUGAAGAAUGUUGAAGCUUCUCUAGCUCAUGUGGAUGCCAACUUCUUCCUGGGGAAAACAUGCUUCCUUGUCACUGGGGUCGGAAGGGUGAAUUGCUGCAGCGUAGACAUGAAUGAUGUCUGGAAACUGGGAGAAGUCUACUGCAGUCCUAUGCUAUUCUGUGAGGUGGAGUUGGAAGGAGUACGAGUUGCCACUGCUCAGCGACUUCUCCGGAUGUUACAGAUCUGUGCUGGUCAUGUACCAGGAGUUUCUUCCUUGUCCUUUGGCUCACUGAUGAGGAGCUCUGCUGCUGACUAGCUUCUCAUUGUGAGAAUUCAACCAUGUUCAUCAGCUUUUUUCACUUUGGGCAUUCAAGCUGCUGCAGUUGGAAUCACACUGGGAAGCUUUUUUUUACCUGACUUGUCAUGACUGCUCAUCCAGGGCUGUUCCUAGUUGCUGAUCUCUCAAGAAAAGCUUGAUUCCUGUUCUGUAGAUUGAUGUAUAGAUGCUGUGGGGAAGACAGUUUGAAUCGGGGUUCAGAUGUAAUAAUGGAUAGGAAUCCCCAUUUCAUGAUCAAGUUUGACCUUCGCCCACUUUGCCAGUGACAAGGAGCUACUUGUUUUACUGAAAGAAUGUCAGAACAGGUCACUAUCCCAAAUGCCACAUGUCAUGGGUGAGUAUCUUAGUUUUAGUGUCCACAAAGUACUAGAGAAGAGGCAGUAGCCUCCUGCUUUCUUUUGUAUGGAAAUAUAGCACCUUGGAUUAAUGUGAAAGCUCGCUGCCAGGUUUUGUCUCCCCACCAAGAGAACACAUGGUAGGAAGGCUGUCCUGCAGCUUCUGGAUAGACUGCAGCUGGCUGUUAAUGAUCCAGCUGGGUGAGCAUCUACCCAGUGAAGGGCUCAGUAUUUCCAUGCCUGAUACCUAAUUGGGGAAGAAAGGACUAAAGAUAAUCUGGCACAACCCUAGAAACCCAGCCUCUGGGGCUGACCAGAGAUGAAAUGCAGCAGAAUCGACUACAGGAACAUAGGGAAAACACCUUGUCUCUUGCAAGGUGGGCAUAUGCUGUGUAUAGUCCCUUAACUAACAGGUUCUUAUCAGAAGUAAUUAAUGUCUUAUUAUUACAGCAAGUUGGUAGUGUGUUUUGGAGUUCUAAGUUAAUAAAAGUGUAUACUAUUUAAUAA